This is a messenger RNA of Sclerotinia borealis F-4128, 2871 nucleotides long. Lineage: Eukaryota; Fungi; Ascomycota; Leotiomycetes; Helotiales; Sclerotiniaceae. The record is from the annotation of a GenBank genome assembly.
AUGAGCAGGAGUCGACGGGGAGCUGGCCCCUUCAGGGCCAAUGGCGCAGCUAUUCCAGAUUCGUUAUCCUUGAUACGAUCAUUCAAUAUCGAAACCAAUCCCGCUCGACCUGUACGACCUUCUCCCCUCACAGCUUCGACAAUCCCAGAUAUGCCACUCGACCUUCUCGAUCGAAUACGGUCCUUUCCCCUUUUCCUUUCAGCUCCCGAUUCAUUCCUUGCCGCGAUCGGGAAACAUCUCCGACCUCAGGUGCAUUCCUCUCGUGAUCAUGUAUUGACUGAAGGGGAUGAUGCAAAGGCAAUGUACUGGUUGGUACGCGGGGCUGUGGCCGUCACAUCUCGAGAUGGAGAAGCUACAUACGCAGAAUUAAAGCCUGGUGCUUUCUUUGGCGAGAUCGGAAUAUUAAUGGAUGUGCCUCGGACCGCUACGAUUAUCGCAAGAACGAAGUGCUUGUUGGUGGUGUUGAAGAAGGAGGAUUUGAGAGCUGAGCUUCCAAACUUCCCCGAGAUGGAACAAGCGAUCAUGGAAGAGGCACAAGAAAGAUUGACCAUUUUAAAUAAGAAGAGAAGGGAAGGUGGGUUUGGCCCAAAGCUUGUUUCCGCCGAGCUUCCUUCGAGAGGCGGAAAGCUUGCACGCGAAGCUGCGCCAGGUGAAGUUUCUACUGGUGACGUAGGGAUUAUUGAGAAGGGAGCAGUCAUCAAUAAGAAGAAGCGGAAAUCUCCAAGUCCAGGUAUAAUUGACGAUCCUUCGGCUGGCAGUGCGCUGGGUAGCGGGUUAGUGAAUGUCAGGAAAACACUCAAGGAACUACCUUUAUUUUCAACGUUACCGCCGGAGAUACUUCACUUUCUUGGGUUGAGCGCCAUGCCGAAGGCAUAUCCACCCUUUACGGAUAUCAUUGUACAAGGUUCGACUGGCAAUGAAAUUUAUUUCAUUGUUAGAGGUGAAGCAGAAGUCAUACACGAAAGUUCCAAUGGACAUACUGGACAAGCACCCCAAGGUUCAAAUGGAUCAUACAUCAGGCCAAGACUGAAAGCUGGGCAAUAUUUUGGAGAGGUUGUCAGUUUGUCUUUAGCUCCUCGAAGAACAGCUACAGUGCGGUCCAUUACAUCUGUUGAAUGUUUGAUGAUCAGUGGGGAAGUCCUUGAGGAAUUAUGGAGAAGAUGUUCACCAGAUAUACGGAAACAAGUAGAGGUGACCGCGAAAACUCGAAUUGGGAAAUCCGAAGACGAAGAUGUUAUCAUGAGUGACGCCGAUUCUCCAACUAUCAAUGAUCUUUCCAUCAAUAACAGUCGCCCUAAACAUCAAAGAAGGAAGACACUACCUCAAGUCACAUUUACCCCUUCAAAACCUGCAAGUCCUCAUAAACCUAGUCGUGCAGAGGAUAGUGAGGUGAUAGAACCUCUGGAUCUAGAUCCUUUCCUUAGUGUGGACAUGGAUAAUAUGAGGGCGAGGUCACGAAGAGGUUCAUGGGCACCACCUGCGCCUGAGACUCCACCACCAGAUGAUAGAUCUUCUGGACCGAGAACCAGAUCUAGAUCUCAAACACCGACACCUACGAAAGUAUCACAUGCUAUGACUCCCCCAGAAUCAGCUUUCCGACCAAAACGGCCUAAAAUUUUCGAGCGGCGUCCAAGUCAAUUUAGUCAGGGUAUAUUACCGGAUUCCAUUUUAGUCAACAUUUUCUCAUUUCUAGACAUUUAUCAGUUGAUGAGAUUACGACUCGUAUCUCUCCACUGGUCAACUUUAUUAACUUCCUCCCCAAACGUCUGUCACAACCUCGACCUCUCCCUCUAUAACCGCAAGAUGACCAACAAAGCACUCGUUGAAUCCAUUUGUCCAUUUGUUGGCCACCGUGCCCGCAGCAUCGACAUCAGUAACUGUUUCCACAUAACUGACGAAGGAUUUGCCGCCAUCUACUCACAGUGUGGCCCCGAUAUACAUGUUUGGAAAAUGAAAUCAGUCUGGGACAUCACCGCCAACGCCGUCUUGGAAAUGGCCAACAGCGCCAAAGAACUCGAAGAAAUUGAUCUCUCCAACUGCCGCAAAGUAUCCGAUAAUCUCCUCGCCCGCAUAGUAGGCUGGGUCGUAACCGAACCAAUCGCCCCUCAAGCUUCUCUCCGUCAAAAAGCCGGAACAUUUAUCCCACCAGUCGGAACUGUCGUCGGAUGUCCAAAUCUUAAACGUCUCACACUUUCCUAUUGUAAACAUGUUACGGAUCGAUCAAUGGCGCAUCUGGCGGUUCAUGCGCAUCAAAGAUUACAAAGUAUUGAUUUGACGAGAUGUACGACGAUUACCGAUGGCGGGUUCCAACAUUGGAGUAUUUACAAAUUUGCCAAGUUGGAAAAGUUAGUUUUGGCGGAUUGUACGUAUUUAACGGAUAAUGCUAUUGUUUACUUGACGAAUGCGGCGAAGGGGUUAAAGGAAUUGGAUUUGUCAUUCUGCUGCGCUCUCUCUGAUACCGCUACCGAAGUCUUAAGUCUCGGUUGUCCUCUUCUCCAAUCACUCAAACUCUCAUUUUGCGGCUCCGCCGUCUCCGACUCUUCACUCCGAUCCAUCGGGCUCCAUCUUCUUGAAUUAAAAGUUCUUUCGGUAAGAGGUUGCGUCCGAGUUACAGGUGUAGGUGUAGAGGCUGUGGUAGAGGGAUGUAGUAAAUUGGAGAUCUUCGACGUCAGUCAGUGCAAAAAUUUGAAAGGCUGGUUAGAUGGAGGUGGCAUGGAAAUAUGGGCAUCGAGGUGGAGUUCGAGGCGUACAAGUAAUGGGAAACGAAGUUCGAGGGGAGGUGCUGGUGGAGGUACUAGUGGUGCGAAGGGAAAAGGCAAUUUAGUUUUUUGGGUGGAAAAGGGGAGCGGGCCGGGAAUGGGUUUACGGUGA